AUGUCUGAAACGGAAGACCACCACCACCACCAGCACGCGGCGGGACCGGCCAAUCGGAUUGGCAAGUACCAGAUCGUCAAGAACCUGGGCGAGGGCUCGUUUGGCAAGGUGAAGCUGGCGUACCACACGGGCACCGGCCAGCGAGUGGCCCUCAAGAUGAUCAACAGAAAGACCCUGUCGAAAUCCGACAUGCAGGGCCGAAUUGAGCGGGAGAUUUCGUAUCUGCGGCUGUUGAGACACCCGCACAUCAUCAAGCUGUAUGACGUGAUCAAAAGCAAGGACGAGAUCAUCAUGGUGAUCGAGUACGCGGGCAAAGAGCUGUUCGAUUACAUCAUCCAGCACGGGCGGAUGAAGGAGGACGAAGCGAGACGGUUUUUCCAGCAGAUCAUCGCCGCCGUCGACUACUGCCACCGCCACAAGAUCGUCCACAGAGACCUCAAGCCGGAGAACUUGCUGCUGGACGACCAGCUGAACGUGAAAAUUGCAGAUUUCGGUCUUAGUAACAUCAUGACAGACGGCAAUUUCCUCAAGACCAGCUGCGGGUCGCCUAACUACGCCGCCCCAGAGGUCAUUUCCGGCAAACUGUACGCGGGGCCCGAGGUGGACGUCUGGUCAUGUGGAGUGAUUUUGUACGUGAUGCUGUGCGGUCGUCUGCCUUUUGACGAUGAGCUGAUUCCUGCUCUUUUCAAAAAAAUUAGCAACGGCGUGUACACGCUGCCGCACGACCUGUCGCCCGGCGCCAAGAACCUGCUCACCAAGAUGCUCGUUGUGAACCCGCUCAACAGAAUCACCAUCAAGGAGAUCAUGGAGGACGAGUGGUUCAAGGUGGGCCUGCCGGAGUAUCUGCUGAACGACAUCGUUGCGGAGAAAAAGGUGAGUCCCGACGACGUGAGCGAGGACGUGGUGAACGCAUUGGCCAUUGCCAUGGGCUACUCGCGCGAGGAGAUUAUCGACGCCAUCAAGAUAGGCAGAAUCCCAGAGACAGAGGAGAUCCUCGACAGCUACCAACUAAUGAAGAGCAACAAGAAGCUCGUGGAGGAUAUCAACAAACAGGACAAGCUGCAAACGGCUGCGAACGACCCGAGCCACCCGAGAUGGCGCACGCCGACAAACAUAGACUACCCAAAGCCCGACAAUGCAACCAACUACAACCCGAGCUCGACCAUCGCCAUUCUGCCCUCGUCGCUGCCGCAGAUCCACAGAGCGUCGAUGGUGCAGCUGCACCCCGAGCUCGCGUCGAUCCAGCCCAUCAGCACCAAAAAGUCGAAGACAAGAUGGCAUUUUGGCAUCCGUUCCAGAUCGUAUCCGCUCGACGUGAUGGGCGAGAUCUACAGGGCCCUGAAAAAUCUGGGCGCGGAGUGGGUGCGGCCGUCCGAGGAGGAGCUCUGGACGAUCAAGGUGCGCUGGAGAUACGCCGUGGCCGACAGCGAGCAGGACGCCGACCUCAUGAAGAUGCAGAUCCAGCUCUUCCAGCUCGAGCCAAACAACUAUCUGGUGGACUUCAAAUUCGACGGCUGGGAGUCCAAGAACCCGGCGAAACCCGGCCCGGCCGACCAGGAGCUGCAGGACUCGGACGAGAUCUCGUCGUUCAGCGCGUACCCGUUCCUGCAUCUCGCCACCCGGCUCAUCAUGGAGCUGGCCGUCAACAGCCAGGGCUAG
Ogataea angusta is the source of this 1659-nucleotide messenger RNA. RefSeq lists its product as uncharacterized. The record is from RefSeq and is a predicted model, not a curated record. Gene Ontology annotation, cellular component: cytoplasm. Gene Ontology annotation, molecular function: ATP binding; protein serine/threonine kinase activity. Bases 1 to 1659 code for a protein of 552 amino acids. The transcript has a single exon. Lineage: Eukaryota; Fungi; Ascomycota; Pichiomycetes; Pichiales; Pichiaceae. Gene Ontology annotation, biological process: intracellular signal transduction; protein phosphorylation.